Molecule: messenger RNA, 2326 nt
Organism: Falco peregrinus (peregrine falcon)
Lineage: Eukaryota; Metazoa; Chordata; Aves; Falconiformes; Falconidae
Gene: PLIN2
Product: perilipin 2
Exons: 7
Coding region: 177-1358 (393 amino acids)
Biological process (GO): positive regulation of triglyceride storage; lipid storage
Cellular component (GO): lipid droplet; cytosol
Source: RefSeq, a predicted model, not a curated record
GGCAGUGACGCGUCCUCCUCUCGCGAGAGGUCGGGUGGCGCGCGGCCGGCGGCGGCCGCUCCCCAUAAAUAGCGGGGCGAGGCCGGGCCUGCGCAGGCCGUGGCGGUGCCCGAGCUGCGGUUGGCUGUGCCCCUCCAGGCUUUUCCCGGGCUGUGUGAGAUUCAAGACCUGAAAAAAUGGCAUUGGCAGCAAUUGAUCCACAGCAGAACAUUGUAUCGAGGGUUGCUAACCUUCCCUUGGUGAGCUCCACCUAUGAUAUGGUGUCCACAGCUUACAUCACCACAAAGGAUAACCAUCCUUAUCUGAAAUCAGUAUGUGAGAUAGCAGAGAAAGGAGUGAAGACGAUUACUUCAGUAGCCGUGACAAGUGCUAUGCCUAUCAUCCAGAAACUGGAACCACAAAUUGUAGUUGCCAACAACUAUGCGUGCAUAGGUCUGGACAAAAUUGAAGAGAGACUACCUAUUUUGAAUCAACCCACUGACAAGGUUGUUGCUAAUGCCAAGGAUGUAGUUGUGGGAGCUAGAGAAGCUGUAACAACCACUGUGACUGGUGCCAAGGAAACUGUUGCUCACACGAUCACUGGAGUUGUGGGCAAGACUAAAGAAGCGAUGCAAGACAGCGUAGAAAUGACCAAGUCAGUUGUCAAUGGCAGCAUUAACACUGUCCUGGGAAGUCGUGUGGUGCAGAUGGUGAGCAGUGGAAUGGACAGUGCUCUCACUAAAUCGGAGACCCUUGUUGACCAGUAUCUCCCACUUACAGAAGCAGAACUAGAGAAAGAAGCUGCAAAAGUUGAAGGUUUUGAAGUUGGAGUUCGAAAGCCAAGCUACUACAUUAGACUAGGAUCCUUGUCUUCAAAGGUUCGCACACGUGCCUACCAUCAAGCCUUAAACAAAGUUAGAGAUGCUAAACAGAAAAGCCAGGAGGCAAUCUCUCAGCUCCACCACACUGUUAGUUUGUACAUUGAGUCAAGAACUCUAGCUAUUGCCCGGACCCUCACUCAGCAGCUUCAGACCACCUGCCUCACACUGGUUUCAAGCCUACAGGGGCUGCCACAGAAUGUGCAGGAUCAGGUUUACAAUGUUGGGUCAAUGGCAGGUGAUGUCUACCAGAGCUUUCGGUCAGCAUCCUCCUUCCAGGAGUUAUCAGACAGCUUUCUCACAACUAGCAAAGGACAGCUGAAGAAAAUGAAGGAGUCUCUGGAUGAUGUGAUGGAUUAUCUUGUUAACAACACACCGCUCAACUGGCUGGUAGGUCCCUUUUACCCACAACUGCCUGGCCUUCAGCAUGCUGAGAGCAAAGGUGAAGGGGAGAAAAAUUCCAGCCAGAAAGACAAACAGCCUGAACACGCUAUUGAAUAAACUGCAUGGCACAUGUGUACUCUGCUGACUGACCAAACAAGUAGCCUUAGCAAGUGUAGCUGUCAAAAGCCUUGGAGAAAAAUCCAUAAACAUACAAGUGGAAUAAGCAUAGAGGAAAAAGGACACUCACGCAUGACCUGCAUUGUCCUUUGUAGUUAAGCCACUCUUAACUUAAACUGUCUUGAGUGCCAAAAUACUGGCAGCUUACAGUUGUCAAGAUGCUUGUUUGUCAAGUUAAGAAACCUCACCAUGCUUAUUAAUGGUAUUAAUACCAUUAGUCUAAAUAAAACGUGCCAUAGGUAAAAGCAUUUGAUUUGUUGCUUAAUCUGUACCAGAAUGAUAUAAAAACCUUGCAUACUAUGAAAUGCAUUUAAAAGCCCUGCAGUCUAGCUAGAUAUGUGCGAUCCACAGCAAAUAUGGAAUUCAGACAUUUGAUGAUUAUGGAUUUGACUGUCUCAAAUUCUGCUGCUACACAGUUCAUGACAAAAGGUCUGUGAGUACAGAAUUCCAAAGCUGAAAGUGGGGUUUCUGAAUGAGUCAGCUGGAGUUACUUAAAUGCUGUGACAGUGUUAACAUUAACUAUUAACUAUCUAAACUUAACUAUUGUAUAACAUAGUAACCUGACCACAGAAUUCUGGAGUAUCUAAACUUGUAAGGGGAUCCAUAAGGAUCAUGGAGUCCAACUCCCUGCUCCUUGCAGGACUACCUAAUACUAAACCAUAUGACUCAGUGUUGUCUGCAUGCUCCUUGAACUCUUGACAGGCUUGGUGCCAUGACUGCUUCCCUGGUGAGCCUGUUGCAGUAACAGACCAAAUCAUUAUCAACAUGUUUUUCUAAUAUACAGUAUAAAGACAAGAUUCAUGCUGUUUGUACCCAGGUGCCUGAUGUUGUGUGGGUUGUUGUUUUUUUUGUAGCCAUCUUUUUGUAAUUCAUUUUGUAUAUUAGCAAUAAAUGCUUCAGUAGCCAAA